Molecule: messenger RNA, 1774 nt
Organism: Neltuma alba
Lineage: Eukaryota; Viridiplantae; Streptophyta; Magnoliopsida; Fabales; Fabaceae
Product: protein BIG GRAIN 1-like A
Exons: 1
Coding region: 293-1654 (453 amino acids)
Biological process (GO): auxin-activated signaling pathway
Source: RefSeq, a predicted model, not a curated record
GCGUGCCAUUGUGUUCUCAUUGCUCCUCUCAAACUUUCUCCUACCUUCUUCCUCUUCUCUUAGACAGCCAUCAAUUACCCCUGUUCACGUUUUCUUCUACCAUUUCCAACAACCACUUCUCCAUCUAUCCUUCUCUUCAAUCAUGCCUCGCAGCUUUUGAAUCUUCCUCUACCUAAAAGCUCACACUUAACCUCCUUUUUCCUCUUGUUCGUGCUUGUCCUUGUUCAUCAUUCUCUUUUUACCCGUGCUAAUCAUUCCUUUUGGCCGAUUUAUUACCAAGUACCAACCAGACAUGUACAUGUUGGAGAAGACACUGAGGGAACCCACAUUUCCCAACCACCCUAAAAACCCCUCUUUCUCUUCCAGUCUGCUCGACAAGAUUUACCGUUCCAUCGAAGAAGGCGAGAGGGAGUCCGGCGAUAUGAAGUUCCACAGAGACACAAUGGCGAAGAAACACAGCAGAAGCAGUGAGAAAUGUAACAGAACCGCCGAGGAGGAAGAAAGAGCCAAGGCAAAUCUUCGCCGCGCUUGUUUGAUAGAGAAAUGGAUGGACAAGAAGGUGGGCGAAAAGGUCGGCACCAAGAGGACGCACCAGCCGAUCCACCUGGACACAAAACUGCAUCUUGAGCAUGAUCACGACCAAGAUGUUCUGUUUUUCAGUUCCACUUCAAGUUCUUCUGAUUCCAGUUCUGGAGGAUUCUCUUCAUCUGACACUGAGUCCAUGUACGGAGUGAGAUCGCAAUCCUCGUGCUUCGCGCCACCGAGGCCUAAGCCAGUGAAGACCAGUGUGUCCGUCAGGUCUGACCGAGCAGAGAAGAAAGAUAGAGGACAGAAGCAGAGGGAAGCGCGUGCUUAUGAUGUUCAUGAGGAAGGAUUAAUAAAGAGUAAAUCCAGGGCUCUCAAGAUUUACGAGAAUAUUAAGAAAGCAAAGCAACCAAUUUCUCCAGGUGGAAAGCUCACGAAUUUUCUCAACGCUCUGUUUACACCAGGGAACACAAAGAAAAGCAAGAGCUCGGGAACAUGCUCCGUUGGAGCGUGCGAAGACGUAAACGCUGAGAGGAAAUCCAAGUCAGGUCAAGCUUCAACAUGUUCAUCGGCGUCUUCAUUCUCACGGUCUUGCCUGAGCAAAACCUCGCCUUCUUUGCGUAAAGAUGUUAAGAGAACCGUGCGUUUCUACCCAGUAAGCGUGAUCGUGGAUGAAGACAGUCGACCUUGUGGGCAUAAACGCUUGUACAAAGAAGAAGACACUAGUCUAAUGCCUGUGUCGGUGCCUACCGCCUGGAAAAUUGGAGGGUCCCCAGGUUAUAAGAAGAACAUUGAUGAAGAUCAACUCAAAGUCACAGUCAUGGAGAAGAGCAGGCGAGUGGAAGAAGCUGCCAGAGAGUUCUUGAAAGAGUAUCACCAAAACCAGAGGAAAAGCGAUUUGGUUUUGAGGGACUUUCCCAUUAGGACAAAUGUGGUUGAGGAAGAAGAAGAAGAUGAUGAUGAUGAUGAUGAAGACGACGAUGAUGCAGCAAGCUGUGCAAGUUCGGAUCUUUUCGAGCUUGAUCACUUGGCGGUCAUGGGAGACGCUAGGUACAGUGAGGAGCUUCCGGUGUAUGAGACUACUCAUGUUAGUACAAAUCGCGCCAUUGCUAGUGGCCUCAUAAUGUAGUGGUUCUGUUCAGUAGGAGCAUAUUAUAACCUAUACACGACGAUUUUAAAUUUUGUUUCCAGUGUUCUUGUGAAGUGUGAAUUCUAAUCAAAGGUUUGAUUCUGAGAUGAUCCAUAUAAA